CUUGCGUUCCUUGCAUCGGAGGAAGCGGCCUUGUGCUCCAUCGCACCAUUGCAGUUGCUGCACGCUCAACCACUUCUGCCGCCAUGUCCUUCACCGCGCGUAGAAAGAUCCAGAAGGAGAAGGGGCAGGAGCCCGAUGAGUUCGAGGAAUCCGUAGCUCAGGCCCUCUUCGACCUGGAGUCUACCAGCUCCGAGCUCAAGAGUGAGCUCCGUGAUCUCUUCAUCAACUCCGCCAAGGAAGUCGAUGUCUCCGGAAACCGCAAGGCCGUUAUCAUCCACGUGCCCUACCGCCUGCGGAAGGCUUUUCAGAAAAUCCACGCUCGCCUUGUUAGAGAGCUGGAGAAGAAGUUCAGCGGCAAGGAUGUUGUUAUCAUCGCCACCAGGCGUAUCUUGAGACCCCCGAAGAAGGGCUCAGCCGUCAACCGCCCAAGGAGCAGGACCCUGACAGCCGUGCACGAGGCUGUUCUUGAAGACUUGGUUCAUCCUUCUGAGAUUGUUGGCAAAAGGGUGCGCUAUCGUUUGGAUGGCUCCCGCAUCAUGCGUGUGUAUUUGGACCCCAAGGAACGUAAUACGACGGAGUACAAGUUGGACACCUUCGCGGGAGUAUACAAGAAGCUGACAGGGAAGGAGGUUACGUUUGAGUACCCUAUCCAGGAAACAUCAUCUGCUUAAAUGAUCCGGAGAGGGCACCGCAUAGAAUUAGGACGACCAAGACAGGGAUGUUACUGUUUGCCCUCAAUGGACUGUAAUCUUCUGAACGUGCAGCACAAGGAGUUUUCGUGCUUCGAUGCCUGUAGUUAUUUUGCACAGUAUCUGCGGCUAUGCUGUCUCAGUACGAUUUAAAUGAGUCUAUACAUGCACUUCUGAGGCUUUUGUUUUUCAGUACACAUAGGUAAUAUCAUUAUUUCGAGUUGCCAUAUACUCUGGGAUCCGCUGUGAAUUGUGUUGCAGGUAAGGAUGAUGGUGUGGAUCAACAACCCAUCACUCUUUUCCGAUCUAUUUCGUGUCAUCAGUAGUUAUUGCGCCCAAGUGGUUUUUGUCGUUAUAUUUUGGCUUAGUUGCUCAUUGAUCCUGAAUUCUAAGCCUGUAAUUACUUGGUCCAUUA
This is a messenger RNA of Physcomitrium patens, 1104 nucleotides long. Its product is annotated as small ribosomal subunit protein eS7. Gene Ontology annotation, biological process: ribosomal small subunit biogenesis; rRNA processing; translation. The record is from RefSeq and is a predicted model, not a curated record. Lineage: Eukaryota; Viridiplantae; Streptophyta; Bryopsida; Funariales; Funariaceae. Gene Ontology annotation, cellular component: cytosolic small ribosomal subunit; small-subunit processome; ribosome. Gene Ontology annotation, molecular function: structural constituent of ribosome.